CCAGAGUGCGAUCCGUGUACCAACUUCUUACAGUUCACCGGCUUACCCGUCUUACCGUCUCGUAUAUUUUAAUAAUAUUUUGCCGAUCGUUUGUUCGAAUUUGUUGAUUUUCUUCUCGACUUCCCAUUUACGAGAGGCAACGCAAUUAUGAUGACAAUUACUGCAGCAAUGAUUAUGGCGAUCGUCGCAACCGCAAUUGUUCCCAAUAGGGCAACCUACUCUGGACUCAACGAGGAUUAUAUAGAAGAGGUUGCAACUAUCCAGGGCAGAUGUCCACCUAAUGUAACUGCAGAUUUUGAUGUGAUCUUCAACGCUGAGGAUUCGUCACCGGUUAAAGGUUGUGCCUCACUCGGAUUCAGAUCUCGUAAUGACUCUAACGAAAUGAAAAUAUUCAGCGUGAAGUUUGGUCGUAUGAAUAACGGCGUUUGUGUGUCAGGCAAUUUUGCAAAUUUGGACCAAUUGGUGUUUUCCUGUAUGUCACAAUCAGCCACGCUGUUCGACAAUGAAAAAGUAUACAGACUAAACGGCCAUGUCCUCCAAGCGGGGGGCAAACACCAGACCAGAUGUGUCUUGUACAAGAUGACGAACUCCGUGAUGAA
This is a messenger RNA of Acyrthosiphon pisum (pea aphid), 599 nucleotides long. RefSeq lists its product as uncharacterized. The record is from RefSeq and is a predicted model, not a curated record. NCBI's taxonomy places the organism in Eukaryota, Metazoa, Arthropoda, Insecta, Hemiptera, Aphididae.